GGAACGGAUUCCCUCCUCUGAGUCCUCACGAGCAUCCACUGCAUAUCCGCGAGCGAGCUUCAGCUUCAGCUUCUUGGUCGUUCACGGACGCGACCGUGCUUGUCAUGCCGCCCACCCUACCUGUCUCGCUAAGUCCACAUAUCUGCAUACUAGCCUCGCCGGAUGUGCAUGAACUCUUCGAGUCGUCCGGAUUGCCACCAAUAGCCCAGACACUGCAGUCCUUUGUUCCGUUGCCCAACGUCACGACCAGGACGACCUCCUACACUUCCGUGUCGCACAGCACCUUCGCGCUCCGUUUCUCUGACCUUGUAGAUAUCGAGUAUGCUGCGCACGAAGAUGAGGAGCGAAGAGCCGCGCGUACAAUGGACUGGAUUGGUGCGCGUGUCGCUAAUCGGACCGCGGACUGGGUGAAGGCCAUGGAGCCCAAGCUUCCGAAGGCGGGAGCGGAGGAAAGGAGGGACUGGAGGGAUAAGACACCUUGGUGGGAGGAGGUAAGAGUCAUCAUCACCGUGUCUACUCGAGCCGUGAAUCCGCUUCAAGCUCUACAAGACCUUAAUACACGACCCAUAGACCUCCCUUCAUGGGUCGAACCCACCGCCUUGCGCUAUUACCUCAUUAUACAUCCCGCCGAUUCAGAAUUGACGGACCCCAUCGCGGAAGCUCUAUAUAAUGCGGUGAAGAAGCAAUAUGGCCUGAACAGCUAUCUGCUCCCACUCUCGCUCCCUACCGAUCCUCUUCCAGCCCCAGUUCCUGUUCCGGCUCUGCUCCCUCACUUACCCCCGCCGCCGCCACCCUCUUCAGCUUUUGACACACCGCCUCUCGCACCUGCACCUACUCCCGCUGGUCUAAUUGCUCCGGGUACACCACGGGGCCUCAUGUCCCCCAUGCCCCGCUCUCCUGGGCCCUCUGUACUUGCACCAGGACAGAGGGACACGUCUUCGCAAGGCCUCUCGCAGACAUCCCCAACGGGGUACGCCCUCAGACUCAGUGAGGCUGACAUCCAGCAGACCGGCAAGUUCGUGCGUGAAUUCGUUGUGACGAGUCUGAUCGUCUGGAUGGAGAAAUGCGUGAUUGAUUGGAACGAGAACUUCUCUUCGUCUCGACGACUGCCUUCGCGCCUGUUCUCGUCGACUCGACGCCUUUUUGGGUCCUCUGUGGCUUCUCCUACGGCCACCGCGCCAUCAACGCCUGCGCAUGGCUCAAACACUUCCAUAUCAUCAGUGUCUUCCAGGUUUAAGACACACCAGGCGAACAGUUCUAUCAGCUCUAUCGCUUCCGUGUCUUCCGCUGGGACGCUCGUCGAGGGAACCGUCACUCAACAAAGACGACUCGCUGAGUUCGCCACCAUGCUUGGCGACUACAAGUUGGCGACAUCCAUUUGGGAGGCUCUCAGAAAGGAGGGACGAGGUGGUUCGGAUGUGUUGCCGCUGUUGCUGGCACCUUCUCCUGCCCUGGCCCUGCAUGCUGCACAUGCGCUUUCCGUUUUGCGUUCACCAUCGAACCCCCACUUUCAAUCGCCCGGUCAUGCACAGUUGCGCGCGCUGUCGUAUGCAGUGCGGUGGGUAGUGGGAAUCGACAAACGCGAUUUCUUGGGCUCCGUUCUGGAAGGCGAAAGGUGGCUAGUCCAAGCUGCCGGCAGCGCAGAAGAGCCGCCAAGUAUGCUCUUGUACGCGCAUGCGGCUUUCUUGAGCGAGAAGAAGAACGCUCGGAGACGCGCCGCUUUGUGGUACCUACUUGCUGCUGACCGACUUGAGAAAGCAGGCACAAAAAUCCUCGCGAUGUUCCUUUUCCGGAAAGCCCACGAGCUGUACAGACCACAGACACCGAAGGAACUGUCACCAUCCUUUUGGGAGAGCGAAGCUCGGGAUCCCGCCGACUGGACAGGGUUCCCAACUGUGCAACCUGGCAUCGAACACGAGCUAGGUCGUCUUUUAUAUACUACUGGCGACACGGAGAACGCAGUUCGCUAUUUCCUUGGGCUUCUGCGAGGUGGCUCGGAUCUCAGCACGUCUCUAUCUGACGAAGGAGCGGAUGGCAAGGCACGUUUUGAGGAUCAAAUCACUACGGACAAAGUUUAUUUGGAGGACUUCCGAGUGGCUGCGAAGCAUUUGAAGGAGACCGAGCCAGAGAGAUGGAAGUCGGCCUCGCUCCAACUGCCUGUGACUUUCUGUGAGCCCAAACAAACCGGAGUACGCUUUCCUGGGAACAACAUCGAAGGCGAUCCUGAGGAAUGGACAAGGCGCGAGGAAGACUGGGCCUACUUUUGGGCGUCAAGAGGCAAAGAGAAACUCGAACGCAGUAGCAAGGCCGCCGUGGAUGAAUACUUCUGGGUCGACCUUGGUAUGCGGAAUCCUUUGGAUGUCGAAGUAACCCUAUCGGGUUUGUCCGUUGUUGUGCGAGAAACAUCUUCUCCAGAUGCCUCAGUUACUCCCGACUUCGUUGAAGUCGAAGUAGUCGACGGCAUUACCCUGGGUGCCAGGGAAUAUCGUACUAUCCCUGUCGCAGUGAAAUGUGCCAGGCCCGCAUCCCUGCAAGUCACUCACGUCGUUUUCGAAUUCCUAUCGCUACUACCGGUGUCUGAGUCCCUGGCGUUGCGCGGCCGACGAUUGCAUGAUACCUCUCAACAGAGACAAGUGAAGGCAUACGCUUCGGACAUCCUGAUCAAAGUUGACGUGGAAGACGCCGGACAACGCUUACGAGCGAACUUCGUCGAUGACAGGCACCUUAUCCUUGUCGAGGGAGAGUAUAAGCGUCUCAGGCUAUGGGUGACGAACUCGGGGACAAGACCAAUCAGCGAAGCCUGGAUGGUCUCGAGCAGAGAAGACGAACUCUGGGUAGAGUCCGACAAGGUUGAUGCUGACCGCUUCCCCGCCGCGUCAUCAUCAGAGGGCUCCCUCGCGGAAACGCUGAGGUUGUCGAAUUCACUACGCCGACGAGAACCCUUCAGGAUAUUGUCGGGCGACGCCCAAGGAACACCAGAAUUGGCCCCUGGAGAGUCGUUGCAAAUUGCUCUCACACUUCACGCGUCCCAGGUCGGCGAAAGAGAUCUCAGCCUGCUCUUCGUCUUCCGCGAGGGAGAAGGCGCGCCGUUCCGAUGCGUACGGGUAACAAGGCCCUACGAAGUGGCGCCUGUCUUCCGAAUAGCUGCUUCGGCAGAGCCCAGCAGAUCACUCGAACACUCUUACGGUCUCAGUCUUGAACUGGAGAAUGUGUCCGAGUCGGGAAACUUACGUCUGACACAAGUGACCACUGUGAGCCCAUUGUGGACGUCACAGUGUAUGGGAAAUUGCUCUCUUGACAUUGUCCAACCACAGCAGAUUACAAAGGUCCAUCUUGGUAUCAUCCCGUGGAGAGAGAGCCAAGGACCACAGAUGACUCUGCAGUUUGUAUCUAGCAAACUUGCGGCGAUUUUGCGAGGUGAACAACCGGAUGACUCUGAUCCGCCACCACUGAACAUAAAUUGCCAACAUAUAUCCAAGCAGAGUACAGCGAUACGUUCAGUGACGAUUCCAUCAAUGGCUCAUUUCAUCCACUGUGGUCGACGAACAUACAGUACCCGACGCGCCCAAACGUCACAUCCAUACAUACCACCCGACAGCCAUCCUCGCAUAUUCCCGUUGGUCAACCCUUACUCUAUAGAUAUUAUUCUCUUCUGGGAACUCGAGGGAGAAAGCCGCAGUGGACACGUUCUUGUGCCAGGAUUGUCCCUUGGGGCCAACCACGCAUACUUGGAUCGCAUAAUCGAUGAAGCAGAAAACGUCAAGGUCAAGCGAUCCAUGUAUGCCGAGACACAACGCCAGCGCUCAGAAAUCAUACGGGCCAUUCGAGAGAGCGAGUGGAACGCAGAGAUGGAUCCUACGGUUGUGAUUCCUUGCGUCGACGGUACAGUCCGACACGAUUUCUCCGAAGGCCCGUGCAGCGUAUCGGUCAGGUAUACCCUCAAAAAUCUCUCACCUACACAUCCGUCGCGCGUCACUUUGCGGAUAGCAGCGAGUCCAUCGGAUGUGCAGACACCUACGUUAUUAUCACCUCGAUAUGCGGGACGUCUCACCCACCACCGGGGGAUUGAGCCGUAUGGCACGGCCGUCGUUGACAGCAAAGUAUGGAUUACACGGCCAGGGAGCUUCAGGCUCGAUGACUGGACAGCCGAGACGCAAGUGAAUGCAUCUGAACGGACACAUACAAGGCAUCUUCGCUAUGUACAGGGACCUCCACUAGAACACCGUGUAUGUUUCUCCGUUGUUGACACCUCGCAGACAUAAUCAAGGAUGUAUGUAUUGAUCGUGUUACUUCACCCGCACCGCUACGCCCCUCUAAAUACUGAACGACACACAUGUGAUAUGCAGGUCGAUGUGCCUGCGUCAUGCGACAAGUCUCUCGCCUUCACUCGUGCCCGAGAUACCAUACGAGGACGUGCUCAACCUCUUCGAACCAUUCGUGGACUAGUGAGUGAUCGAAAACAUUUCCGUCCCAACUCAGUAGAAAAGAGAUGCGACCCUGGGUUGUGAUCGCACCCAGGUAGAAGUACGCGGGCCUUACAU
Molecule: messenger RNA, 4541 nt
Organism: Fomitopsis serialis
Lineage: Eukaryota; Fungi; Basidiomycota; Agaricomycetes; Polyporales; Fomitopsidaceae
Product: ER-golgi trafficking TRAPP I complex 85 kDa subunit-domain-containing protein
Exons: 17
Coding region: 105-4262 (1385 amino acids)
Biological process (GO): protein localization to phagophore assembly site; endoplasmic reticulum to Golgi vesicle-mediated transport
Cellular component (GO): cytoplasmic vesicle; TRAPPIII protein complex; phagophore assembly site
Source: RefSeq, a predicted model, not a curated record